GUGCUGAUACUGCCCUACAGUUCAGUUCUAGGGUGGACAAAGUCGUGGACAUCCUUCGUGACGUGCAUGAGGUCAAGGGUCUGUCGGGGCCUAUGCGAGAGAGGCUCAAUUGGGCCACUGAGAUCAUUCAAACCAACAAUCUGUACACCAUAUCAGUCAGCGCAGGGAAGGGCGGAUCGUCAGCAGACGAGGAUGAGGAGGAUGAGCUUGGUCCGAUUCGACAGGAGAUUAACGA
This is a messenger RNA of Perkinsus marinus ATCC 50983, 235 nucleotides long. RefSeq lists its product as hypothetical. The annotation marks the transcript as partial. The transcript has a single exon. The record is from RefSeq and is a predicted model, not a curated record. NCBI's taxonomy places the organism in Eukaryota, Perkinsozoa, Perkinsida, Perkinsidae.